CAUUGAGCUUUCUUCUCACAUUCUUAUAACUAAUUGUAUCAUCAAAACCUGCACCUACCUUAAUUAUUUCUGCAUUACAAUAUAUAUAUAUAUAUAUAUAUAUAUAUAUAGCCUACAGAAUGCAUGCAAUGAAUAUCGCAGAAUUUUCUCUUGUUAUCUUAAUUAUAUACCUCAGUUUCGUAUCGUCAUCAUCCUCAGUUCACAAUAACCUCUCUUCAGAACUGGUGCGGGAAAGUAAGUUGAAGGAAGGCAAACUGCAUGCAUAUAAGGUGGCUAAAGGUGGAACCUCCGGUGGUCACACCGUACCCCGCAGCGGUGGAAAUGACGGCGAUUCAAGAACGCCCAAGCAAGGAGGUGCUAAGGUUAUUCCGGCUUACGUUGCCGGUGCUGCCGGUGUGAAUAACCGCCAUAGGAGCAGCAAUGGAAGCUUUAAUAGAAUUGAAUUUCCCACUUUGCUCAUAAUCACCUUCCUCUAUGCCCCUCUCCUUCAUUUAUGCUUAGUCAUAUAGUAAGUGACAAGCAUUUUGGAAAUUUUUUUUUUUGGGGCCAAACAGCAUUCUGGAUAUCAAACAUGCAUUUAAAAUUUGUUUUAUGCAUUGAUAUCCAAAUUUUGAAACGUUUGAUAUCUGAAAAUUAAGUGUGACGUAACAUUUUUGAGUGUCAUAUGAACACAUCAAUUUGAGUGCCACACAGUAAUAUAUUUUAAGAAAACAAAAGCGGUUAAAAAAAAGGUAGUAGCCAAGGGGUUUUAUAUCAGUAUCACUCACCCUUUUAAAUUCUAUUUGGCCUUUUCAAUUUUCAUAAUAUCUUAAAAUCUUAGAUGUGAUGUUAGAUUGCAUUGAUAGUAUUAUAUAAUGUAAGAAUUAUAUAACAAACACACUCUCACUAAUCUUGUGUGCAUAAAGUAGCUCUUUGUUUAUAGUCUCUUGCCCAAGAUUAGUUAUUCUGCAUUGUUCAAUCUGUGUAUUAGAAUGAGUUUGUAAUUCUGUAUCCGGUUGGGUUUUAUCCCCCCACCCCAACC
This is a messenger RNA of Prosopis cineraria, 1021 nucleotides long. RefSeq lists its product as uncharacterized. The record is from RefSeq and is a predicted model, not a curated record. The transcript has 2 exons. The coding region runs from base 120 to 509 and encodes 129 amino acids. Lineage: Eukaryota; Viridiplantae; Streptophyta; Magnoliopsida; Fabales; Fabaceae.